AUGCGAGGCCUGCGCAUCACCCAGCCCUCGUACGUCUGCCGACAAUGUAGAGCCAUCCAGAUCAGCGCCGCCCCGAGCACGGAAGCUCCGAGAGGCAGCGUUGGGGCCGGAGGGGAUGUCUUUGGCACGCCAAUUGACCCCUCGCGAGACAUGGCCGAUGCACGAUUCGAGGUCCUCGGCUCGCCUUAUUCCAUGCUCUCGGUGACCUUAUCGCCCUCGCAGCGCCUAUACACUAGACGAGGCACGCUCGUUGCGCUCGCAGGCAACCCUGAAGAUGCCCAAUCCACACUCUCCGUUCUAAACCCCCUCACCCGCGCCCCUCUCGGCGUUCCGUUCCUCUACCAGCGCAUAUCCGCCGCCUCGCCCGCCACGGCGCUCAUCUCAACCAAGUCCCCCACCACGACCUUUUCCGUGAUCCACCUCGACGGCACGACCGACUGGAUGGUGGCGCAGCGCAACGCGCUCCUCGCCUGGACCGGCCACACGCUAUCGCCGUCGCCCCGCAUGCAGACCGGCCUCGGGCUCGCGCACUGGGGCAGCACCUUCCUGACCGGCCGCGGCCUCGCCGCCGUGUCGGCGCCGGGCCAGGUGUACCAGCUGACGCUCGGCGAGGGCGAGGCGUUCGUCGCGCACCCGGGGAGCGUCGUGGCGUACGCGGUGUCGCGCCACGCGCCGCGGCCGUUCCGCUUCAAGAGCUCGAGCUUCCGCCUGCAGGUGCCGUCGGUGGCGCGCUUCCUGCCGGAGCUGGCGUUCGUCAAGGCGGUGCGCGAGUCGGGGGCGUACAAGUUCGUCGGCCGCGUGCUGUUCGGGCUGCGCACCAUGGCCCGGCGCAGCAUCUGGGGCGACCGGCUGUUCCUGCAGUUUCGCGGGCCGACGACGAUACUGAUGUCGAGCCGCGGCGUACGCGUUGCGGACGUGCUGUCGAGCCGCGAAGUCAACGAAAUUGCGGAUGCGCCGGCGGGUGCGGUGCAAGAGGCCCUACAGCCGGCUGCGGAUGGCAAGGCCAAGAUGGAGGAGGUGUCGGCGUUCAAGGUGGCGGAGGCCAAGCAGGACGGCAAGGUCACCUUUGAGGACGGCAAGGACCUCAAGGAGUUUGUCCGGUAG
Messenger RNA from Cordyceps fumosorosea ARSEF 2679, 1104 nucleotides. RefSeq names its product mitochondrial protein Fmp26. The transcript is spliced from 3 exons. The coding region runs from base 1 to 1104 and encodes 367 amino acids. Lineage: Eukaryota; Fungi; Ascomycota; Sordariomycetes; Hypocreales; Cordycipitaceae. Gene Ontology annotation, biological process: inner mitochondrial membrane organization. The record is from RefSeq and is a predicted model, not a curated record. Gene Ontology annotation, cellular component: mitochondrial inner membrane.